CCCUUCCCUCCCCCGCGCCCAGACUGACAGCCGGGCGGGCGGAGGGUCGGCCCGGCACCGGCCCUGACCGAGCGGUGCCCCGUGGGGCUGAGCUUGCCGCCGCCCGGCGCAGCUGCCAUGCGGGUGGCGGCGGGGCCGUCCCCGCUGAUGCGGGGCACGUAUGCCCUUAAUGACCGGCACCGGUCCCGCUUCCCAGCAGAAGUUUUCUGCCCCAAGAGCCGCUCGCGUCGGUUUUCCGAGGGUUCGCCCCGGUACCGCGUCUCCUCCGGGCGGGAGCCGGGCGGGGAAAGUUUUCUUCGCCUUUCUGUGUGCCGCCUUUGCACCGCGUCUCCUCGUCAGGCCUGGAGCGAGGGGGCUCGGGCUGUGCCUGAAGCGAUCGCAUCUCUGCAAAACUGUCACAGAAAAAGUAGCCUGUGCACGCGUGGAAGGUUUAUUGAUGAGGGCAACGAUGCGAAUGGCCUUUCGUUUUCCAUCCGGAAAGAGAGGGAAAAAGUACUUUUGCCACACAGAUGCGGUGAUGUGAGCGAUACUUUUCUGGCUAAAUGAGAAGCUUGAAGACAAAUCGAAUGCUCUGCAGUUAGUACAUGAAGCAAGAGUAACGCAUAAAUUGAUCUGUGCUGGUUCAGGAUGGUUGCAUGCACUGUAUCUGUUUUUUCCCAAGUUGUAACGUGUUAAAAAAAGAGAUAGGGGCUUUUAGCAGAGCAGUAAAUCUACUAACCAACGCAUAGUUAUGGAGCCACUAGAAUUGUCUUCUAUUACUUUAAGAUUUGCUGCUUGAGUUGACGAGCAGGACACUGGGCGCUGCGCAGCGGCGUAGGUUGAGAAACGCUUUUGACAUUAUGUCCCAGGCCACCAACUGAACUGAGCCCGUGUUCGGCCGUCAAGCAAAAUGCGAGUAUGACAAAGCACUGUCGAGCUGUGGCAGCCUCGCAGCCUCGCUUGCGCUGCUUUCCUGCAGCAACUCCUUCAUGAAAGGCACUGGUUUAGGCAUCUCCUUUAUCAGUUUGUCAAUAAAACCCAACAAUGUAACUAAUGGGGGAAAUGCUUUCAGUUCUCUCACAUGUAUUUGCAAAAUACAUACGUGCACAUAUAUAAAUAUAUCUGUGCGUGUAUGCUUUAACAUUACAGCAGACUUAGAAUAUGAAUGUUAUUUUAAGUUGGGAAUCGUGUUAUCUUUUUAUAAAUAUAUAUGAAACUGGACUUUUAAAGUUGCUGUGGAGUGUGGCCCGUAAAUUUCUUGAUGCUUGGUUUUCUUUUUGUCUGUUUGCUUUUAAAUCAUGUUUUGUAACUUAAUCGUGAAAAUGUUAACGGUUCUUGUUACCCAUGUUUUUAUUCCUAAUUGGAAGUAUAGACUUUGGAUUUUGCGUUGAAACUGAAACAUUAAUGGUUGCCUCCUAAGUCCACUGGGCAGCUGCAGUGCUACAUAUGAAUUAUCGUGUAACCAGAAGGUAAUUUACACUUACUCAAAAUCAGUCUUUAAUUUUAAACUGUGGUGUCUAAAGAUGGCCCUUAUUUUUUUACGUUUAUCAAGAAUUUGUGUGAAUGUGUAUUGCAAGUCAGAUACGUGAAGCUGUUGAGAGUGUUUCAUGAUUGUAUUUCUAAUGCGGCGCAUGUUACAUGCAAAGGCGUUGCGUUUUUGCCGGUCGUGCCUGCUAGGAAAUUUUAGAUAGGAAAACUUGAAAUGGUUUCCUUUCCUUUAAUGGAAAGGUUUGAGAGAGCUGCCAUGUUCUGACCGUUCUUUGUCAUGGUAAUGUGACGCAGAAUAGCAAAUGUCGAACAUCUCCAUCUAAGGUCCUGCAACUCGAUCAUAUGGUUUUGUAACCGUGUAGCAUAAUUUGGUGUGUGUCCUUGUGUUUACCUGAUAAAUGCAGGGUGGAGAUUUAUUAAUUAAUUGGAAAUGCAGGCAAAUUGUAUUUUGCUUUACUGAUGGUAACUUGGGUAUUUUGUAAUCUGAAUUGGAUAGUCAGUGAUUGUUAGGAAGUGAGAUGUUAGGGCAUAUCUUUAAUUGCUCAUCUAAAUUUAUUUCUAAUAUGCUAGAACAGGUAAUAUGACUGGCAAAAUAGGAUGGAAAGGAAAGCAGUGAUUCUUUUACAAAAUGAAGUCGCAGUUUCAUUACUAGGCAAGAAAACAUUGACCUCUUUGCCCAAGCAUUUUGAUUUUCAGUUGAAUUUUUUUUAACAAUUUUUGCUGUGUGAGCUGCAGUAAGCAAGUGUGCAGUCACAGAAUGCUAAUUCAGAGUGGUGUAGGUCAGAAUAUUGUGUGGUGUUUAAGUGGAUCUCCCCGUUUCAACACUUCUAUUUUUCUUUAUACCAUUUAAAGUUAAAAGGCUGGAUUCCUAUUCCCCCCCCCAGUACUUUUGUUAGAAAUUUUUACAGAUGUUAGGUGAAGACAAAAAUAAUUUUAAAAAAAAUCUUCCUACAUGGGCAGCUGGUAAACUUUCACUGUGAAUGCUGAGCAUUGAACAAGGAUUAAAAUUUAGCAAAACCAGAGAUCUGAAAUGUUUUUGGUAGCAGCUACGUUGACUGAACUUGUGCAACGCAGGUAGCAUGUGCCAGAUUCUUUAAAUCUCUCUGCUUUAACAUUUAUAAUGGAAUUUUAAUUUUAAAACAUAACCAAAUCCCUAGUUUGAAAUUCUUUGCUGAUAGCACCCAAAUACAAUAAGAUGUAAAUUGAAAUAUGCUGUCUACAUGUCGUAUUUUUCCCCUGAGUGACAACGUCAUUUCAGUUGAUAAUAAAGGUCCAAUCGUAAGAUUUACAGAGCUUUCAAUCUGCACAGGUUGUUGUGAUGUUUGAUGGGAAAAUGCUUCUUAUUUUCCAAUAGUAAAAGCCUUGUUGCAGUCAAAGCCCUUAGGUUGUAGAGCUGAGAAUGAAAAGCUGGUGGAGAAGGGAAACCUGAAUUUACCCACUACGGAGGAUGACUUACAAAACCAUAAGCUUGCAUAUGAAAUAAAACAGAAGACUGAGAAGGAGAAGGACAGUUGUGACGGUGUUGGUUAGUGUUCAUAACCGGUUUCUACUGCAGUUGUGGGGAAGGAGUGGAAAUGCAGGGUAGGGCCUGUAGCACCAGCAAGUGAAACACGGAUGGGAAAUCUCUGAGGAGACCUCAAAUACCUGUUCCGCACAGAAGUUUUAAUACGUUUUUGGAACCGCUGUUUUGUUUUGGGUUGUUUUCCCUCUUUAGCGCUGCCAAACUCCUGGAGAAGAGUCCGUUCUCCGUCGGCGCCCCGACCCCCCUGCUCCCCUCGCCGGCGAGUCUGCAGCUGGCUCAGCUCCAGGCACAGCUCACGCUCCACAGGCUGAAGUUGGCUCAGACCACCGUCACCAACAACCCGGCUGCUGCCACCGUUCUCAACCAGGUGCUCUCCAAAGUGGCCAUGUCUCAGCCGCUCUUCAACCAACUGAGGCACCCCACCGUGAUGAACGCCCCGCAGGGCCACGCCGCAGGGCAGCCGCAGGGGCCUGGCAUCACCGGCGCGAGGUUCCCCUCCAGCGGCAUUGCCUUUCCCACCCAGAGCCCAGCCUUAGCCACGCCAGGGGGUGGCCUGGGGCCUGUCCAGGGCCAGACCCCCAACGCCAUCGUCAUGAGUCCCUUCGGAGGCGUCAUGGCUCCCACCUCUGGCCAGCAACCCGUGGUGGUGGGUCUCAACAAGGCAGGUGCCUCCGCCUCCACCGCUGCUGCUGCCGUGGGAGGCUUUUACGAGUACAACAAGCAAAACACCACUACUGCCACCCCUCAGGCGUACGCCUCGGAGGGGGACCAGCCCAGCCAGCAUGGCUUCCUCACCGGCGGGACCCACGCAGCCUCCUCAGCGGCAGGGCCGCAUUACGAGAGUCACUUCGGGGCUCCCAGCCAGCUGCAGCACGAGGCAGCGGCGGCCUUUCCCAAGGAGGCCUAUGGGGCAGCGGCACAGCACGGGGCAGCGCGGGCCUUCCCCAGUGACACGCACACCGGCUCCCAUCCGAAAGGAGAUCCUGGCCCCGUCUUGCACGGCAGCGGUACAAGCAACCAGUGGGAAAACAUCCCUAAUUUCCCCAGCCAAAACAAGCCUGACCUUGUGCCCAGCGACAGCCUGUGGCCAUCAGCAAGUCAGCAGCAGUAUGAAAUAAGAAACGAGCUCUACAACCCUGAAGAGCCGACACCUGACACAAAGUUCAGCGCGGCCGCCCCCCCCGCCUUCAGCCGCCCCAACCACAGCAAGCAGAGCUUCGGCAGCCCUCGCAUGAGGCAGAAGGAGGAGCGGAGCGGCGGCGUGCCUGACCUGCCCGCCCGCUCCCUGCCGCCACACCAGCUGGGCGACCUCCGCGGCGCGGCCCCCCUUCACUUCCCCCACAUCUGCGCCCUGUGCGACAAGAAGAUCUUCGAUCUGAAGGACUGGGAUCAGCACGUUAAGGGAAGUCUUCACAUCCAAAAAUGUAUGGCUUUUUCAGAUAACACUGGUAUCCGAUGUGUGUUAAGCUCAGCAGAUGGAACAUUGCAUUUAUCACCAAAUAAUGCAGCAGUUUUCAAUCCGUCUAGUAUCGAAGAUUAUCCACCAAAUGUCGGCUCAUCUUUUAUCACUACGUCAGCAAGAUCCUUUGGCCAGCCAGUUCCUACAUUUUCUUCUCCUCCAUCAGGGUUUCCCCAGAGGAAAUCCACGCUGGGUCGAGUUGUUCACAUCUGCAACCUCCCUGAAGGAAGCUGCACAGAGAAUGAUGUCAUUAACCUGGGCCUCCCGUUUGGGAAGGUCACCAACUAUAUCCUCAUGAAAUCCACUAAUCAGGCCUUUCUGGAAAUGGCUUACAGCGAAGCAGCACAAGCCAUGGUGCAGUACUACAAAGAAAAACCUGCUAUGAUAAAUGAUGAUAAGUUACUUAUUAGGAUGUCUAAAAGAUACAAGGAAUUGCAGCUGAAGAAACCAGGUAAGAAUGUGGCUGCUAUCAUCCAGGACAUCCACUCGCAGAGGGAGAGGGACCUGCUGCGUGAAGUGGACAGCAGGUAUGGCACGGAGAGGCCCCGCUCUCGCAGCCCCAUAAGCCGCUCCCUGUCGCCCCGAUCCCACACUCCCAGCUUUACUUCCUGCAGUUCACCCCACAGCCCGAUGGGGACCGGCAGGACCGACUGGGGAAAUGGGAGAGAGUCAUGGGAUCAGUCCCCGUAUUCUCGACGGGAAGAGGAAAGAGACAGCAGAGAAUGGCGAGAGAACGGGGACGAGAAGAGGGACAGGACUGACAUGUGGGUACACGAGAGGAAACAUUAUUCCCGACAGCUGGACAAGUUUGAUUUGGAUGAACGGAUUGAAGGAGGCAGAGGGCACAGAGAAAAAUAUUUAAGGAGUGGUUCCCCUGGCUCCCUUCACCCUUUAUCUGGCUACAAGAGCAGGGAAGAUGACUAUUACCGGAAAACCUUUAAGUCAAAAUCUGACAAGUUUCAGAGGCAGCUGCAGGAUUUACCUGGGAGAUCUAAGAGAAAGGAAGAGGCAAAGUUAAGGGAACGCAGGCAUUCUUACAGCGAGGACGCUGCCAGGGAGGAGGCGGCUGAACAGAAGCAUAGCAAAGCGUCUGAGAGCUCCAGGCAAAAACAAAGUGAUAAGAAUAAGGUGAAGAAAGCUGAAAAAGACCAAGAGGAAGAUGCUGAUGCUGCUGAAGGCAGUGAUGUGAAGGAAACCAAACCUUCUGAGAAUGAGCUUGGAAAAGAGGAGCAAGUUCCAGAGAAGAGCUCACCUUCAGCUAAUAAACAAGGAAAAGAAUCUGGAGAGAUUCUGGAAAACACAAGAAAAGAGAAGGACCGAGAGUGGGAGAGUGGAAGUGAGAUAGAAGGUGAGACCUGGUAUCCUGCUAACAUGGAGGAAUUAGUGACAGUAGAUGAAGUGGGAGAAGAUGAUUUAAUUAUGGAGCCAGAUAUAACUGAGCUUGAAGAAAUAGUACCAGUUGAUAAAAAAAAUAAAACUGCUUCAGAAAUGUGUCCCUGUAUGUCAACCAUGUUAGAACUGAAAAACGAUCACAGCCACUUAACUAGGAGCGAAGACAAAUUUGCCCAUAAAGCUUUAGAAACAAGCUUCAGAUCAGCAAAGGGCAGUGUAGCUUCUAGUGGCUGUCAGGAUGAUGAUGAGGAUGAUGAUAAUGAUGAUGCUGUAACUGAAGCGUCAAGCCUAAAUCUGGACCCUGAGCAGAAACCAGAGGAAUUGCAAGAAGACCAAUCGUCUAAGGAGUCUGAUCCUCAGCAGAAGGAAGGAAAAAUUGAUAAGAGCUCUGACACUCGCUUAGAGCCUGAAGAUCACCAUAUACCUUCUGUUCAUCUGAAAGAAGAGACUCUCCAGCUCCCUGAUACAUUUAUAGAUGAUUACAAACAGAUGGGAUCACAAGGAGCUGAGAGCAGAGAAGUUAUGGAAAUGCUUGUUAAAAAUGCUAGUGAAGAAACAAGACAUGGAAGCCAAGAGUGUCCAGAGGCCAAGGCAAAUUCUAGGUACCUGGAAAUGAGAUCUCUCGAAUACCCGGAGGUAGACGCUAAAAGAAGGCACUCUCCGCCAGGCUGGGAACAAGAGGAUGUCUUCACCGAACUCAGCAUUCCCCUGGGUGUGGAAUUUGUGGUGCCUAGAACCGGGUUUUACUGUAAGCUCUGCGGACUCUUCUACACAAAUGAAGAGACAGCAAAGACAAGUCACUGCAGAAGUACUGUUCACUACAAAAAUCUUCAGAAGUAUCUAUCCCAGCUUGCAGAAGAGAGUCUGAAAAUGAAGGAAGAAGGCAGCCAUCUGCCUCAGGAUGACACUGGCAUUGUUCCUCACUUUGCGAAGAAAAAACUAUGAUGUGGAUGAACUGGAAGAGCUAUAAUGAGUGAAUGCUGAUAAUUUUUUUUAUUAUUAUUUCUAUGAUAUAACUGUCAAUUUGCACUGUACAGAGGAGGGGAAAUAAAGAGCAUGUUCCAUGCAUCUAUGCCCAGAGUGCCAUUAAAAACCAAAAUGCCUGAAACUGUUUCCCACGGUGAAGCAAUGCUGGCAUAUCUGUAAGAAGUGGAGCAAUUCUUUCUCACACUCUGCGUGCUGGGAGUGGUUUCCUAGAUUAAAUCAGAAUUCUCAGGGAUUCUUAAAGUUUUAAUUCUGAUGUGACACAUCAGGUCAGGCAGAGUAUUUAGAAGCACUCAGCAUCCUCCAGUGGACGCUGGAAGGAAAGGAGAUGUGACUAUAAAUAGGCUUUAAUGUCGCUUAAAAUAUCUUCAGCCGUUUCACUCAUUGCCCCAGUGAAAGUUAGGAUUUGCAUAGGACAUCUAAAGCCAUUGUGCUAAAACUAGUCAGUAGAUGGCAUAAUAUAAACCCCAUCAGCAUCCACCUCCACGUGUCUUAGAGCUUGGUGAAAUUAUAAGAUGUUUGUGUUGUUAAGCACUGACUGUACGCUGAUUGUGUUGUACGAAUGCAGAGGGAGCCACAGUCUGUCCCAGGGACCUUAUAGCCUGAACCCAGCAGAGCGAGAGCCAUUCGAAUGCACGUGCUGACAGCUAACCUGCUCUGGUUUUCAGCAUCUUCCAUAGUGUGAUCAGGAUGCUCUCCAGGUACCGUUGUGUUCAAAACUCUUCUUUUUGAUAAUUCUAAAGGGCGCCAACUUUGAGUCUUACAGACUUGAAACUCUCACGAGAGGCUUUUUAAAGCACCACAUGUUCGGACCAUGUCUCUUUUAGACAUUUUAUUCAAGAUCCUGGCUUUUGGGGUCUUUUUGUUUUCUUUCAAGCUUGCUUUUCCUCAGCUUGGCAAUGUUGAAUUUUCCUGGUUUUCAUGGAAAGAUGCCAGACUGUUAAUAUUGUUUUUGUAUUUUAUUUCCCUGAAUUUUUUAAGGCGAAUACAAAAACUGAUGGCUCACAGAGUGCUGCACUGAGAACACAGGAUGCACCAGCAGCUCUGGCAUUAUUAUGAGCUAUUGUUUCUGCACAGUUGUUGCUUAGUAUUUUGCAAAGUCCCUUUGAAACGCACCGUACAAGUUUCUGGUUCAUUUCAAUAGGCUUUGUGUAGUAAAGUGAAUACGUAUGCAAACCAUUGCCAGAAUUGAUUCCGGAGUUACACUUUUAUAAAAUGCCUCACGCAAUCUAGACAGAUGGGGAUUUGCAGAUGUAUUUCCAUUCUUUGCCUGACUCUAAUAUUCAUCACAGUAUGUUCUGUAAAAAUUGCUGGUGCUGGAUGUCCUGCUUAGAUGUCAUGCAGAGGAAAUAGUUUCCCAGAAGGUUCUAGCCAUCCCUAAGAAUGACAUGGAUGUCACAAAAGUGGCUAAAUUGCCAAAACUGCUUCCACCAAAGUAUUCGUUCCAUUAUGUCUUGUGCCAGCAGCCAUGCUCCUUCUCUGAAGUACCCUGUAGCCAGGCAGUGUGUCUCUGAGGUGACUGGUGGUGUUGCCUGAAGCCCUGUUCCAUUUCAUGGCCUGUGCUUUCCACUCAGUUCUACCAGAGGUGGGUUCAGAUUUCAUAUUUGGAAUUCCUGCUUCUCGCAAGUUGAGGGAUUCUUUGCAUCCCAGAUUCAGACGUGGCCUAGCCAAAAGACAAGGGGAAAUGAAAAACAUUACAGCCUAAACCCUCCUUUGUCCAGACUUGAAGUAUGUUAAGACUUGGGUCCAUCUGUCAUUUAAAACAGCUUUUUUUUUUUUCGCUUUUUUUUUUCUUUUUUUUUUCCCUAUGGAAAAAUAUAAUAAUAUUGCAGACCAGGUAUUUUUCCUUCAAGGCUUGGGUUUUAUUUUGACUGUUUGUUUUUCACAUUGCAGUGAAAUUUGAGCACAGGGCUGUUAGGGCAAGAGCUUUUAUUGCAAGCUGUAAGAUUACGAAAAUGGCAGUAAAGAUUGUGCAAUUGUCUUCUAAAGCACAGCUCUCAAGCUGGUCAUGUAUCAUCUGCAUAUGAAGCUCCCUUCAUGCCCUUCAGCACAAUCUGAGCACAAGGGAAGGAAAUCGCUACAAAUGCAAGCAUCAAAUCUUUGAAGCUAACCCUGCUAUCAAACUGGGGCUCUCACCAGCCUAAUGGGAGCUUGUUAGACCAUGUGGUUAAGGUUAAUUGGAUGUGAGACAUAGCUGACUGUAUAUCAAAGUCAUAUGCCUCCAGCAACUUUAUCCCCAGGUAACCUCAAAUGGGAAAAGUAUCGCUGUUAUUAUUCUUUAUUUGGAUUGCAGUAGAAGCUACAGGUCCACUGCUUUUAUUAUAGGCACGGCACAAAUCCACAACAAAGACUUUCCCAGGCCAAAGAGCUUUAAAUCAGACUUUCUGAAAACAGACAACAGGUGGAUACAGGCAGGCAGGGAAGGCAGUAGGUAACCAUGAGAUUUUGACUGGCAGCAGAGGAAUAAUUAAAGUGAGUGUUUACCCAGGGGCUUAUUUUUGGAUUUACGGGAGAUGAUUCAAACUACUUUCCCCCUCCUGUGGUUCUGAACCAGGUUCACUCCCAUUAUUCACAGCCUGCAUGUUUAACCUCCUUUUUAUUUCCUGGCCAGUUGCAUCAGACACACAAAAUCCCUUCCUGAGAGAAUGGGCCUCAGUGUAUCCUUCAGUCCCCCAGCGCUUAAGUCUCGGUCUCCAUCCCAGGCUCCAAAAGCUGGAGUCUUGACCGAGUCUCACCAGGAACUGUCCUGGCUCCAGAUACCUUGUUUGGGUCAUGGGGACAGGCCCUUGCUUGCCAUGAGGAAGGAGGAGGCUACAGAUGGCAUCUCUGCCCUGUAGUUUCCUGUUCUGGCGGUAGAUGACUCAAGCGAGUGAUGCAGGUGCAGUGCCCAGCCCCGCAGACGUGAUCAGACCCAGACAUUUGUAGAAGUGUUGUGGACACCCCAUCCCUUUGGGCUCUGUCUGACGCAACAGCAAUCCACAAAAUCCUGGGUACGGCCAAAUGGGCGAUUCCCCUUCUGAGAAGGUCCUUUCUCUCUCUAAAACUCAACAUUUGAAAGCAGUUAAAAGCAAUCCCAAGUCUCAACUAGCUCCUAAUGAUCCCUAUGAUCACUUUUCAGCCUGAUGCACUUUGAGAACUCAGAGAUAAUCUCCUUCCCUCUCCAACAGGCCAUCAUGCAAUGCUGACAGGCACUCAACUUCUCUCUACUACCUAUUCUGCUGAGGAAGAAGGCCACUGUAGGCAGCCGCUUACCUUUCUCAGCUUGUGUAAAAAUUGUGUUGUUCCUUUUGGUUUAUUAUAUUGAAAAUCUUGACUUUUUUUAGUUGGCAUAAUUCAUCAUCGCUAUCAUCCACGCUGUUUAUUAAUACAUAUAUAUAUAUAUAUAGCACAAAGCAGGCUCAGGUCUAGCCAAACAAAUAUUGAUAUUUAAAAAGGAGCUUCCUUAAUAUAUACAAACCGUUUCAACACAUCUCAACCAAAGAUUGCACUUUUUUAAUAGGGACUGUGAUUUUCAUCUUUGUGAAAUCUGUAUUGAUCUCAAAUAGUCUUUAAUGUCAAUCUGCGACUUACUUUCUUUGAAGUAAAAAGUAAAAGAAUUAAACAUUUGCCCCGUAAGAUUAGACAAAGUUUCAUAUUGGCUUUAACACUAAAUUAGUGUUAGGCUGGUUAUAUUCAGGGUUUUUCUAUUCUCUAAGGAUUAAGGCUGUGAUUUGUUGAAUUAUACUUGAACUGGACCAGAUGUACUAUUUAUUGAGCUUAUAUAAUCUUGUUAAUUUAAGUUUUGGCUUGUAAACAGUUGGAAUUUGUUAGUACUUAUUUAAUUAUGUAGGAACUGUCACCAAUAUUAACUGAUCUGUGUAACUGAUUGCAAAGUGUUUCAAUUUGUGUUUCUUAAAAAGAAAGAUUUUAAUAAAGAGAAUUAUAAAGCA
Grus americana (Whooping crane) is the source of this 10753-nucleotide messenger RNA. RefSeq names its product RNA binding motif protein 20 (gene RBM20). NCBI's taxonomy places the organism in Eukaryota, Metazoa, Chordata, Aves, Gruiformes, Gruidae. The record is from RefSeq and is a predicted model, not a curated record. The transcript has 14 exons. Gene Ontology annotation, biological process: regulation of RNA splicing. Gene Ontology annotation, molecular function: mRNA binding; zinc ion binding. Gene Ontology annotation, cellular component: nucleus. The coding region runs from base 3375 to 6785 and encodes 1136 amino acids.